Molecule: messenger RNA, 1609 nt
Organism: Hyaloscypha bicolor E
Lineage: Eukaryota; Fungi; Ascomycota; Leotiomycetes; Helotiales; Hyaloscyphaceae
Product: putative leucine aminopeptidase 2
Exons: 5
Coding region: 1-1449 (482 amino acids)
Biological process (GO): proteolysis
Molecular function (GO): metalloexopeptidase activity; aminopeptidase activity
Source: RefSeq, a predicted model, not a curated record
AUGCGGCUCUCUCUCCAUACAGGUAUUCUUGUAACUCUCGCUCUGCUUGCAGAAGCGGUUCCUACCCCUGAACCAAGGGCGCUCCCUUUGGUCCAAUCUAACCAAUUGCGGAGACUGCUCUUACGCUCGGAGCUUCUUAAGAAGGGCCAAACACUCCAAGACUUUGCAUAUGCUACCGUAGGGCGAAACCGAUACAUCGGAACUCCUGGUCAUAACGCCACAGUCAAUUACCUCGUUGACACUCUUACAGCCACUGGGUACUAUGACAUCGAAGUGCAGCCAUUUACCGUUCCCAGCGCCAGUGCUGAUUUGAGCGUCGACGGCGUGACUUACGAGGCUGCCCCAAUGACAUUUACCGCCGCAGGUACGCCUUCAGGUCCUUUGAUUCCGGUGGCAAACAUUGGAUGUGAUGCUGCCGACUAUCCAGCUGAACUUGCUGGCAAGAUUGCUCUCAUCAGCCGUGGCACCUGCACAUUCGCCACCAAAGCCGCCUUGUCCAAAGCAGCGGGUGCAAUUGGCACGGUAAUCUACAACAAUGUGGAAGGACUCCUCCAGGGCACUCUCGGAGGCGAAGGGAACUAUGCACCUACUGUUGGGAUUUCCCAGGCGGACGGACAAACACUUCUCGCUUUGGUGGCCUCCGGUACUGCAACUGCUGGCCUAAUUGUUGAACUCAGCGAGGUUCUCACCUAUAAUGUGAUCGCCCAAACCAAGGGCGGCGACAAGGAAAACGUCCUCGCAGUUGGAGCACAUAUUGAUUCAGUUGAAGCUGGACCGGGAAUCAACGACAACGGGUCCGGGAGCAUUGGCAAUCUCGAAGUCGCACUGCAAUUGACCAAGUUCUCCACCAACAACGCAAUUCGCUUCGGGUGGUGGUCUGGCGAGGAAGAAGGUCUUCUCGGAGCCGAACACUAUGUUACAACUCUCCCACAGGAAGAACGCGACAAGAUCCGUCUUUAUAUCAACUUCGACAUGAUUGCUUCGCCCAACUUCGUGUAUGAAAUUUACGAUGGGGAUGGUUCGGCGUUCGGCACAACUGGUCCACCGGGCUCUGCUGAGAUUGAAAAGCUCUGGGAAGACUACUACAAGAACGACGUUAGGAUCCCUACCCAGCCUACAGAGUUUGACGGUCGCUCGGACUACGGCCCUUUCCUGGACUUUGGCAUCGCAAGUGGUGGAUUGAGUUCGGGAGCUGAUGGUGUGAAGACAGAGGAGGAAGUCGCGCUUUAUGGUGGAACAGCUGGGCAGAUUUAUGACCCAAAUUACCAUACCGCUCAAGAUAUUCUUGCGAAUACUAAUGUAGGUGUGUGGGUACAGAUGGCAAAAGGUAUUGCUCAUGCGGUUGCCACCUAUGGAAGGAGCUUUGAGACUUUACCUGCUAAGACGAAGAGAAGUGAGAAGAGGGAGGCACACACGUACCAAAGAAAGGGUGGGAAAUGGGUAUAUUAAAAUUUGUGAAGGCAGCACAUCAUAAAUUCUCCGCUGAGAGAUAUGAAGCUGGUUUAUUAAGCUAAGAAUUACUUCAUUUUCCUUGCCUUACUUCAGGCGGACACGAUUCAACUGGCGUGAAUCUCGAACCUUCAUGCCAGUUUAUCAUGUUCCAGUGUUC